Molecule: messenger RNA, 637 nt
Organism: Eremomyces bilateralis CBS 781.70
Lineage: Eukaryota; Fungi; Ascomycota; Dothideomycetes; Eremomycetales; Eremomycetaceae
Exons: 3
Coding region: 92-460 (122 amino acids)
Source: RefSeq, a predicted model, not a curated record
UCACUUUUCAACCAUCACUCCAAAAUCCAAAUACUACAUUACCUAUACCCUACCUCCAACACUCGCUUCACAUCCAGCGACCCGAUUCAAAAUGGCGGAUACACAGGCCACUCAAACAACCAUAACGGAGCAAUCCGACUCCAACCCAAUGACCUUAGGAAAGCGAGUGAAUGGCAAAAAUUGGCACGAACCGAAAACCGCAUUUCGCCCUACCGCUGGCUUGACAUCAUUCGCCAAACGCAUGGCGAAACAAAAGGCCCUCGACUCCGUCAAAGCAAAGGAACGAGAAAUGAAGGAGGAGAAAGCAGCAUCGCGACAAAAAUGGAUCCAAGGUAUCAAGGACCGCCGCGAGGCAAAGGCAGAGAAGGAAAGAUACGCAAAAAUGGCCGAGACCAUGCAUCAGAAACGGGUGGAGCGUCUGAGGAGAAGGGAAAAGCGAAACAAAAUGCUGAAGUCAUGAGAACGAUGCCUUUAUUACCCCGGACGGCUGUACUCACGUCCAUUUGGACUCGGUGGAGAAGCCAUUUUCUACUGUGCCAUGCUAUUCGCCGUCGAUCCAUCUGUGGAUGGUAAUGAUUCCAUUAAUGGUACGUGAAGCCAGCUCUUACGAGCUCCAUCACGCUAACAACAUAUCGAG